UUCUGCAUCGUGUAGAGUGAGAGAUGGAGAAUUCCGGGGACCAAUUCGACGUUAUUAUCGUCGGUGCUGGCAUCAUGGGCAGCUGCACCGCCUAUCAGGCAGCCAAGCGCGGCCGCAAAGUCCUUCUCCUCGAGCAAUUCGACUUCUUGCACCACCGCGGUUCUUCCCAUGGAGAGUCUCGCACCAUACGCGCCACCUACCCAGAACACUACUACUCAUCCAUGGUAAUCGAAUCCUCUCAUCUCUGGGAAGAAGCACAAUCCGAGAUCGGCUAUCGGGUAUACUUCAAAACCCCUCACUUCGACGUUGGCCCGGCCGAUGACAAAAGCCUCCAAUCCGUCAUCACUAGUUGCCAAGCGAAAUCGAUCCCUCAUUGCAUCCUUGAUCGUCGGCAAGUAGCGGAGAAAUUUUCCGGCAAAUUUAACCUGCCAGAGAAUUGGAUCGGUCUUUGGACUGAACUUGGUGGGGUCAUCAAGCCUACCAAAGCAGUCUCCAUGUUCCAAACUCUGGCCAUCCAGAGAGGAGCUGUACUUAGAGAUUACAUGGAAGUGAAGGAGAUUAAGAGAGAUGACGUGAAAGGAGAUAUUUUAGUAAUCACAUCUAAUGGUGACAAAUAUUGGGGAAAUAAAUGUGUGGUGACAGCUGGAGCAUGGACAAAGAAAUUAGUGGAAACCGUAAGUGGCUUAGAGGUGCCUAUUCAACCUCUAAACACCACGGUACAGUACUGGAGGAUCAAAGAGGGUUCUGAGAAGGACUACUCACUCACCGGCGGCUUUCCGACUUUUGCGGGUUAUGGUGAUCCCUAUAUAUACGGCACACCCUCGUUGGAGUUCCCUGGGUUGAUCAAAAUUGCCGUGCACGGUGGCUACCCUUGUGACCCGGAUAAAAGAUCAUGGGUGCCCGUAUUGAUCACCAACCCCGUGAAUGAUUGGAUAGAAGGAAAAUUUUGUGGGCUUGUUGAGUCAAGUAAGCCGGUGAUCACGCAGUCGUGCAUGUAUUCCAUGACACCAGAUGGAGAUUUUGUGAUAGAUUUCUUGGGGGGAGAUUUUGGCCGGGAUGUUGUGGUCGCUGGCGGGUUCUCGGGUCAUGGGUUCAAGAUGGGUCCUGUAGUGGGGAGGAUUCUUGCUGAUCUAGUGUUGGAUGGAGAGGCACAAGGGGUGGAGCUAAGCCACUUUAGGUUGGGAAGGUUUGAAGAGAACCCAAAGGGAAACUUGAAAGAAUUUGACGACCAAGUCUGCCCAUAUCUGCAGCCUAGUGAGUGAAUCAAACUCUGUUUACAACAUGGGGCGUAUUGCAUUAAUUAAGCGUCUUA
Molecule: messenger RNA, 1312 nt
Organism: Telopea speciosissima
Lineage: Eukaryota; Viridiplantae; Streptophyta; Magnoliopsida; Proteales; Proteaceae
Product: probable sarcosine oxidase
Exons: 2
Coding region: 24-1262 (412 amino acids)
Molecular function (GO): sarcosine oxidase activity; flavin adenine dinucleotide binding
Source: RefSeq, a predicted model, not a curated record